GUGGGCGUGGCUGGGGCAGGGUGUGGUUGAAAGCAGCAGGUGGGUGGGGUUUCAGUGAGUGGUGGCUUUUACUCUCAGUUAAAUUGAGAGCUGAGUUUCCCAUUCACUUCUGGUUUGUUACUGCCAACACACACACACACACACACACACACACACACACCUUGUUUUUCUGUUUUUUUUUUCUCUUCAUGCUGCUGGAAACGGUGUUUAAAUGAAGACCUACAAGGCUGAAGCUCAAAAACAGGCACUUUAGCUUGGAGUAGGCUCAGAUUUGGAGGAUAUUUGGGCUGAGUGUUUGGCACAUUGGGCCUGAGGUGUGAGGUAACAGUUUACAAAUCGGCUGAAGUGACACAAGAAAGAUGAUUCAGGAAGUGUUUUCAAAUCUCAUGAGGUUCUACGACUACCUCCUCAAACGAACAGAUGUGCGAGUACGGGAUUACCCGCUGAUGCAGAGCCCGAUCACGAUGACCCUCAUCUUACUGAGCUACGUGUUUCUUGUACUGUACGUCGGGCCGCGCUACAUGGCCAGCCGCAAACCUUACAACCUCAAAACCCCCAUGGUCGUUUACAACUUCUCCAUGGUGUUCUUCAACGCCUACAUUGUUUACGAGUUCAUGAUGUCUGGCUGGGCGACGACGUUCACGUGGAGAUGUGACCUCAUCGACGUCUCGACCGCCCCGCAGACUCUCAGGAUGAUUCGAGUGGCCUGGCUGUUCUACUUUUCAAAAUAUGUUGAACUUCUAGACACUGCUUUCUUUGUGCUGAGGAAGAAACACAGUCAGGUGACGUUCCUGCACAUCUUUCACCACUCGGUCCUGCCCUGGAGCUGGUGGUGGGGCAUCACUCUCACUCCAGCCGGGGGAAUGGGUAGCUUCCACGCCAUGAUCAACGCGAUGGUCCACGUCAUCAUGUACAGCUACUACGGCCUGUCCGCAGCCGGCCCGCGCUUUCAGAAGUACCUGUGGUGGAAGAAAUACAUGACCGCCAUCCAGCUGACUCAGUUUAUCGUGGUGUCUGUCCACAUCUCUCAGUAUUACUUCAUGGAAAACUGUGAAUACCAGGUGCCCAUAUUCAUCCACCUCAUCCUGAUGUACGGCGUGCUGUUCUUCAUCCUCUUCUCCAACUUCUGGAUCCAGGCUUACAUCAAGGGCAAGCGGCUCCCGGUCGGCAGCGACGACAAACCCAAGCAGAAUGGCUGCGCUAAUGGUACCGAGGCGGCCAUGUCGGCUAACGGCACACACCUGGAGAACGGCGGCGUGCACUACACUAACGGGUUUGCCGUGAACGGGAAAGUGAAGGAGGUAUGAAGGAGAAGGAGGAAAAAGAAACACUACGGAAGCUGGCACUAGAAGGGCUAGCACGAAGGACGUGGCGAGAAUGAUCAUAGUUCCUGGGUUUGUGGAUGUUUUCGUGAGAUCACGGGCCACGUUUCUGUUCACCUGCCUUACGGUUGUUUUUUUUAUUUUUUUUUUGUAUUUAUUUGUCCACGGUGCAUGAAGAGAAAGAUGUCCAGCUUCACAGAUGUCACGUUGACUUUUGUGUUUUUAGCACGUAUGAUUCUCCCGGUUUCUCGAGACCAUGCAUCUGAAAUGAGUACGACUGUAAAUAAAUAUUUGUGCAAAGUUAGGUAGUACGGAUGGAAUGGCUCUUUUUUUUUAUUAUUUUAUUUUAAAUGUGUAUAACUUAAAAAAAUAAACCACUUUUAUAUUAAUCGCUGCUUUAAAGAGUUCAUUUUGCAAAAGGUAGCUAAAGCUCAUAAAACGUACUCGGGCUCGAACGUACGGAUGUUUCAGCAGGAGGCGGAGCUUUCAGAACUGACAUGCAAUAUGAUCGACAGGUGAACGUAGUGGGCUUUAGCCUGAUUGGUUGGAUGCUGGUGGUCCAUUUCACAAUUUCACUAAACUCCUGGGGUCAUGUGUUAGAUGUUUUAGGCACAUGCAAAGAAAUGCUGUAGAGGAAAUAUAAUGACGUUAAAUGUUUCUUCACUUAAAAAAAGUUACUGUAAGAAAUAGUAAAUUAAACAGUCAGUAUUUAGUGUGACACAAAAAUAAAAAUAGUCUGGGUACAAUUAAAGCAGUUUUAUAAGGAAGAGA
Molecule: messenger RNA, 2093 nt
Organism: Ictalurus furcatus (blue catfish)
Lineage: Eukaryota; Metazoa; Chordata; Actinopteri; Siluriformes; Ictaluridae
Gene: elovl1a
Product: ELOVL fatty acid elongase 1a
Exons: 8
Coding region: 360-1307 (315 amino acids)
Biological process (GO): sphingolipid biosynthetic process; fatty acid elongation, saturated fatty acid; very long-chain fatty acid biosynthetic process
Cellular component (GO): endoplasmic reticulum membrane; endoplasmic reticulum
Molecular function (GO): fatty acid elongase activity
Source: RefSeq, a predicted model, not a curated record